UCGCAUCUACUUUGUGGCCGCGGCCCGUCGAUUCUCGGUGGAAGCCGGGGGAUGAAUUUGAAAUGUCGCAGGGAUGUGCUAAUGAGUCGUCAGCUGCAACAGAGCUCGUAAACAGCCUGGAAUCAAAAUCAGAGAAUUAAGAAACAGCUUCUGAGGCCGACAGGUCUUUUUUUAUGGAAAGCAUGAUUAUGAUGAAAGGAGGAAGAGGAGCAGAGAAGUGGAGUGAGCCCUUCCUGGCCCAAGACAGGAUUUAAUUAGACGCUUGCAGAAUAAGUGACUUCUGUGGUCAGGAGGUGAUGGCAGUGCUGACUGAGCUUCACCACCACUACUACCCAUUCCUAACGAUGGACAGCCUCCUCCUGCACGCCUGAGCCUGCACACAGGGCUACCUCCUUCCCCUCCUGUCCUUCUGCCUCUCCUUGCUCAUUCCCCACCUCAUCCUCCACUCUCCUCACCCAGCUGCCACCUCCCUGCAUCUCUCCUCCCGUCUCUAAUUCAAUCCAAUUCCCCCACGUGUAAUUUCAUUGUUUCUCUACCAUCUUACUUUACUAUGGCGUGUUGUGGGCGUUCUCUGGACUCCCCAUGCACACUAGCCUUGCUGGUGGGCUUCCAGUUUGCCUUUGUGCUCUAUUUCUCCCUCGGAGGCUUCAAAGGCCUGGUGUCUGUACUAGUGCACACCACAGAGCCGGAAUUUGAUUACUCUCGGCCCCACGAUGUCUACACCAACCUCAGCCAUCUGGGAGUGCCGCCUCCCCCACCUCGCAACUCUGGCACUGGACCCCCUGUCACUGGACCACCACUGAGAGACUGUCAGAUCCCCUCGCCGCUGCUGGUUGGACCUGUGUCUGUCCAUCUUUCUCCUCCUAAGUCAAUGGAGGAUAUCAGACAGAGGAACCCAUUAGUGAUGCCAGGUGGACGCUAUCGGCCUCCAGACUGUGAACCCCGCCACCACACUGCGAUAGUAGUACCGUAUCGGAACCGGCAGACCCACCUCCGUGCCCUCCUCUAUCACCUCCACCCCUUCCUGCAGAGGCAGCAGAUUCACUACAGCAUCUACAUAGUACAGCAGUGGGGGAAUGGUACUUUCAACCGUGCCAAGCUGCUGAACGUUGGUGUGCGGGAGGCCCUCAGAGAUGAAGACUGGAGCUGCAUCUUCCUGCACGAUGUUGACCUGCUGCCUGAGAACGACCACAACACCUACACCUGCCACAAACAGUUUCCCACACACCUGUCUGUGGCCAUGGACAAGUUCAGAUACAGGCUGCCGUACCCACAGUAUUUUGGUGGGGUGUCUGCACUGACCCCAGACCAGUACAUGAAGAUGAAUGGCUUCCCUAACCAGUACUGGGGCUGGGGCGGGGAGGAUGAUGACAUCGCUGCCAGAGUGCGUCUCUCUGGCAUGAAGAUCGUGCGCCCUCCAGUGGCCAUUGGUCAUUACAAAAUGAUCAAGCAUAGAGGAGACCGAGGCAAUGAGCAAAACCCACGCAGAUUUGACCUCCUGAAAAGGACAAGACUCAACUGGCGCUCUGACGGCCUCAACUCUUUGACUUACAAGCUCCUUUCCAGAGAGCUGGAGCCCCUCUAUACCAACCUCACUGUCAACAUUGGAGAGGAUCCCCAUCUACCCCCAGGGAAAAUACCCAUUCUUGUCAAAACAACAACCCCUGCCCACCAACGUAGCACCAGCAAGACUGAAGGCACAGCCAACCAGGAGCAGAGGCACGAGAGCAAAGGGGCUGUGGCGGCAAAUAUCACUGUGGCCAAGCCGGAUGGUGUAAAGACAAAACCUGCGCAGUCAAAGGCAGCAAAUCAAACAACACAGGAGAAAACAGGUGUGAUGAAAUAGAAUGAGGUGUGUAGUAACAGGACUGCAUCUUAUAUGUAGCAUAAAGUGGCUUCUCCUUUCACUUUGAUCAGAAAGAAAAAAUGCAGGUACGCAAGUAGUGGCCUGUUCCUCUGGUGAACUGAACAGUACACCAGCUUUCUGUGUCAAUGCAGGUUGAAAUGAAGCAUUGGAGCAAACGAAGAAGCCACUUUGUCUACAAGGGUGCAUUCAGGAAAACGACUGAGUCACCUCUUCUUGGUUUAUCAUCCACUGAAUGUGACUCUUGUGGUGACGGACAGGAGUCUAUGGUCACACACAUGACUAGACUGGGACCAGCAGACAGUGGAUGAACACCUCAGUCGUAUCCACGUAGAAUUGCAAAACAAACUAAAUGAAAACGAGACAGUAAAUAUAUAAAUCUCUGCUCUUCUCCAGACAUUGCAAGUUGUAAGCGACCCAUCUGCUGCCAGCAGACCUGCAACUUCAUCUGGUCUGCUCCCAAAAAAAACUGCUGCUGUCAGUCCACCCCCACUCCAUGGUGGGUUUAUGUUUCUGUGCCUUCUCUCUUUUAUGCGCAUUUUAUAGACUGGUAUAGCUGCUUCUAGACACUGACCUGGGGUUAAUUUUACCUCUCCUGCCCUGUGGCAAAUGUUUAAAAAGUAGGGAGGCUAAAGCUGAUUCUAGGUCAGAACAAAUAUUUGUUCCAGGACUGCCGUUUUAUAUUUGUGUGCAUUGAUCAAGCGCUGACAAACUCCAUAGUUAUCAGACAAUUUUAGAGUUUAUAUUUAUAUAGAGAGACUUCUUUAUUUGUUUACUGGUUUGUUUUACUUGUCCUUCCUUACAGUCUGGUGCCUCUCUCUCUGAGUUUUAGUUUCUAGACAAUCAAAUCAUACGGAAAGAUAACUCUGUAUCCAGCCACAUAACAAAGUAAGGAAAUAUUAUCAUGACUAUCUUUACGCCUGUCAGAUAACCAUACACUUAAAAAUGGCAUGAUAGUUGCCGUUGAGUUUGACUAUACUCUCGAUACAUGGACAGACCUGUGCUCCUGAUAUUAUCUGUGAUUUUAUUAUUUUUCUUUUAGAUUAGUCAGGUAUGGAAAGGGCAAACGUGCAGACAUAUUUGAGGUCAGAUUGUGUUUUAAUAACAAAAAGUGGGCAUAGUUACAAUAAAUCACUGUGUAUAGAUUUAGGUCAGCUUUUUACUAGAGGGUCUGACAUCUUCACAGAGGGUCUUUCAGUGUAUUAUGAAAGACCUGGAUGCAUUUAAGUGUAUAAAUGAGUGUCUGCUUUUCCUUGUCUUUCUUCAUUCCCUAGAACGAAGCUUUUGUGUCUUGAAGGAAAGGAGACAAGGAAGAAGGAAUGUGUAUUUUGAAAGACAACGUAAUCAUUGCAUGUAGGUAAUUUUGAUCAAUAGAUAAAUGAUCUAAAAGUCACUUACUUUGACAUUUAAUUUAUUUUCCACAUUAGCGAUUUAGAAUGAAUGUGAGUGAAGGGAGAGUUUAUCAGGUGAGGCACUAAGUUUGCGGAGGGGGACUUGAAUCUGAUCACUUGUAGACUAUAGGGUUUCUUGCUGCUAUUUGACUAGGGAAAUGGUUAACCGUAUAAUCACAUAGCUUGAAAAAUGACAUGUUGUAACACAGAUUUUAUGGUGUGGGAUUGUGUUCUACUAACAGGUAAUGUAUAACUGAUGCUAAUUUGAAUGUAUUUAAUUUAUUAAUUUAUUUAUUGAGUCACUCACAGAGCUAAAUGCGCAGACUUCUGAAGUGAUUUUGCAGUGUGGAUGUGUUUUAAUGGUUAAGCCCCUUUUUUCAUUGUAGAGCAGAAUAUUAUCACAUUAUACCAUAUAUCCACUUUUCUUAUGUUAACGUUGUGCCUCAUGAAAUGAGCCUAAUUACUAACAGAGUGAAGGCUGGGAUAUACUGCAUGUGAGUGCCCUCAAGUGGCUCUAUUUUGCUUAGCGCCAGCCAAGAAUAGCUGAGGACUGAAUGAAACCGCAGUGUUGUGACAUGAAUGUUAAUCAUCAACGUUGCCCAUUCACAGGUUUCAGCCAAUCAAAUCAGUGCGAAUGGCUGAAAUCACAGUGUGACGUCAGCCAAUCGCACUGUGUGGAGGGUUUCUUGUUUGCAUAGUAUUGCAUGAUUGAUCUUGCCAGCUUAAAGGUGUAGAGCAACUCUCUGAAUUUUACUGGUUAAUAGUACCAAAAAUAUAUGGUGAGUUUUAUGAAUGGAUAGUUUUAUAGAAGGAAUCUAUGUUUAUUUAUUGAGAAAUGUUACCUGUUUGAAACAAAGAGUGCUGUAGAGUUCAUAGAGAGACAAAAAGGCCUAAUGUCUUAGCUUUAUACAACAUAAUCAUUUAGUUGCAUAUCAAUAGAUAACCAUUUAUCAUAUUGGCGGGGAUAAUGCCUAUGAAAUGAAGCAGUGACACACUGAGAGCUCUUAAGUGCGUUAUGUAAUCUCAGCAGAUUAAUCAGCAAAUUGUGAGCUUACCUGGAAAUUGUUCUAUAUUUAAUAAAUAGGCUAGUUUUUAUAAAGGAUGUUUCGCAUAAGUGUUGGAAAUAUAUGCUGUGUAGUUGAAUGCAAAUACAAUAAUCAGGAUUGAGUCUUCGUGGGAAUUUUUUAUUUAAUUUAAAAGAGUUACUUUAAUCAUGAGUUCAUUCUGUCAUCAACAACACACUUUUGAGAGAUGUAAACAUGAUUGUUAAGAAGCACCCGACCUAAAAGAUGGGAUGUUGUGAAGUAGUGAAUGUUACAUCACUGAGAAUGAGCGACCAUGAUAUUUGCAUCAGUAUUGUUAUUUACUGACCUUCUCUUGAGUAUGAAAGAUUGUGUGUCUCUCUGUGUGUGCUUGAGUGUGUGCGUGUGUAGAGAGCAAGAUCAGCAAAACAGGCAACAGAAGCAUUAACUGUGAUGGACACUGUUGUGACAGAAAGAAAAUAUGUAAACCAAUAAACCACAUAAUCAAAAAUGUG
This is a messenger RNA of Scomber scombrus (Atlantic mackerel), 4792 nucleotides long. RefSeq names its product UDP-Gal:betaGlcNAc beta 1,4- galactosyltransferase, polypeptide 3 (gene b4galt3). The transcript is spliced from 8 exons. The record is from RefSeq and is a predicted model, not a curated record. The coding region runs from base 551 to 1846 and encodes 431 amino acids. Gene Ontology annotation, biological process: galactosylceramide biosynthetic process; carbohydrate metabolic process. Gene Ontology annotation, molecular function: glycosyltransferase activity. NCBI's taxonomy places the organism in Eukaryota, Metazoa, Chordata, Actinopteri, Scombriformes, Scombridae.